Molecule: messenger RNA, 1972 nt
Organism: Carassius carassius (crucian carp)
Lineage: Eukaryota; Metazoa; Chordata; Actinopteri; Cypriniformes; Cyprinidae
Product: MAPK/MAK/MRK overlapping kinase-like
Exons: 12
Coding region: 204-1454 (416 amino acids)
Biological process (GO): protein phosphorylation; intracellular signal transduction
Cellular component (GO): cytoplasm; nucleus
Molecular function (GO): ATP binding; protein serine/threonine kinase activity
Source: RefSeq, a predicted model, not a curated record
AUGAUAUGAAUGUGAUAUUAACGGUGAUCGGUGAAGAGCGCGACCUCUGGCUGCGGGUCAGGGUUCAGGCGCGCGUCGUUGCCAUGGAGACCGAAGGCGCUGACGCUUCACCGAUCGAUGAAACGAAUCUGUAGCGAAUCAAAGCUUGUUUUUGUUCUGAUUAAAGGAGAAUCAAAGCUGACAUGCGACGGAACGCCUGAGGAAUGAACAAUUACAGAACCAUCAGGAAGAUCGGAGAGGGAACGUUUUCUGAAGUUAUGAAGGUCCAGAGUCUGAAGGAUGGAAAACUUUACGCCUGUAAAACCAUGAAACAACCCAUCGAGAGUGUGGAUCAGGCUCACAGUCUCAGGGAGGUUCAAGCCAUGAAGCGUUUAGGUCCCCAUCCCAACAUCCUCCAGCUUCAUGAGCUCGUUUAUGAUAAAGACACAGGAACGCUGUCACUCAUCUGUGAACUCAUGGACAUGAACAUAUACGAGUUUAUUAAAGGCCGCCAGUGUCCUCUAGCAGAGAGUAAAGUCAAGCACUACAUGUUCCAGCUGUGCCGCUCUCUGGAUCACAUGCACAGUCAUGGCAUAUUCCACAGAGACGUGAAGCCUGAGAACAUCUUGAUCAAAAAUGAUGUGCUGAAGCUGGCAGACUUCGGCUCCUGCAGGAGCAUCUUCUCCAGACCUCCUCACACUGAGUACAUCUCCACACGCUGGUACCGAGCACCCGAGUGCCUGCUGACCGACGGACACUACUCCCAGAAGAUGGACGUCUGGAGCACCGGAUGUGUCUUCUUCGAGAUCCUCAGUCUGAGCCCUUUAUUCCCCGGGCGGAAUGAGUUAGACCAGGUCAACAAGAUCCACGAUGUGCUGGGCACGCCGGACAUCAAGCUGCUGCAGAAGUUCAAACAGUCUCGUGCGAUGCGCUUUGAUUUCCCUCCUCGCAAAGGCUGUGGGAUUUCCCAUCUGAUCCCUCAGUGCUCUGCAGCUGCGCUGUCUCUGCUGCACCAGAUGUUGACCUAUGACCCCGAGGAGCGCAUUAGCGCCCGCGCAGCCCUGCAGCACCCCUGCUUCAGAGACCUGCGGAUGUCUGAGAGGAAAGCAGUGAGUCUGCGGAAGGCACUCGGAGCUGUAGAAGGAGAAACCAGCGGGAUUCCUGCAUCCGUGGAUCAGCUGUGGAGAAUCGCGCGACAGGGAAGACGACAGCAUCUCAAGCUCGCCAAUGACCCUCUCAGCCGACGAAACGCCUCGCAUUUCCCUCUGGAGCUACCAAAACUCAACGUGGUGGGCCCCACGCCCAGCAUCCCUUACCCAGUGUCCAGCUUCCCAGCGCUGACCGCUUCACACCGCGCCUCUCUGCCUGCCAUCUCCAAGAAGUGCCACUCUCGUCUGACUAAACCCAAAGAAGAGCCUCACCGUGUCAAGAGCUACUACAUGCCUCCGCUGGAGCGCCGUCCAGACGAGUGCUGACCACUGAAGACAUUCACACCCGCCGUCGUCUGUCUCUGGUUCCAGAGUGGUGGCUUCAACAGACCAAAAACAUCAACAGUUAAAUGUCACAUUACAUAAUAAAAGUCUUUGGACACAAAGAAACACGCAGUUUUCAAACCAGUACAAGAUGAUAUUUGCAUGGGUUUACUGGUUGACCAUCCGUCUCAGAUCAUCUGACCUAACCGCAGUUUAUUUGUUUCAGAUUGUUGAAAGCAGAUUCUAUAGAAAUGGGUGUAACAAAUGUAGAAUGUAGGUGUGCUGCUUUCCAUUAGACCCUAAGCAGACGAAUGAAUCUCUAAACGAGACGGAUUACAGCAGAGACAGCAAGUGCCAUUCCAGCUGCGUACUCCUGGUGUUACUCUACUUUUAUAUUUGCACAGACUUUCGUGAAUAUUAUGGGAUGAAAGUUAAACAGGACCAUGAGCAGCACUGGUUUGCUAUCGAGAGACAUUUCCACAAGUGGACUUCAUAGUCCUGAAUAAAGGUGUUUUACUGAA